Dendroctonus ponderosae (mountain pine beetle) is the source of this 1989-nucleotide messenger RNA. RefSeq names its product 4-coumarate--CoA ligase 1. Gene Ontology annotation, biological process: fatty-acyl-CoA biosynthetic process; long-chain fatty acid metabolic process. The record is from RefSeq and is a predicted model, not a curated record. The transcript is spliced from 8 exons. Gene Ontology annotation, molecular function: long-chain fatty acid-CoA ligase activity. Lineage: Eukaryota; Metazoa; Arthropoda; Insecta; Coleoptera; Curculionidae. Bases 230 to 1912 code for a protein of 560 amino acids.
CCUCGUUGUUUGAAUAAUAAUUGUGGCAUAAUUCAACAUCGCCAAACUCUUUAAUUUAUCUUAUCAUGGGCUUGAGAUUGAUGUGUUGUUCUGAUUGAACGGCUUAUGGUGGGAAGUUUUACAUCGGCGAACUAUGCCAGUCUACUCAUAGAGAGGACAAUUGUUUGCAGUCUUUGGCGAGUACUAAGCAGUUGUGUCCAUUCGGCAUUGCGACUUUUAACAUUUAAAAAUGGCUUCAAUCCAACCGAUGACUGGCGAUGGCAUUUUCAGGGGCCCUGCCAGUAAAAGCCCGAAAAUAAUGAAAACAAUUGGACAGCUGUUUAUGGAAUUGUGCGACAAACAUCCAGAGAAGAUUUUUCAGAUCGAAGCCGACACUGGGGAAAAAGAAAGCUACGCUCAUGCCAAACAACGGGCCGUGCGACUGGCUUGCGCCCUUAAAAAACGCAAUUUGGUGCAACCUGGAGACACCACAAUGGUUUGUUCGGAGAACACCAUUCACAACAUAAUCCCCAUAUUGGCCACCAUUUUCCUGGGAGGAAGUGCUGCAUCGAUAGAUCCGAUGGAAAGCGUCGAGGAAAUGGCGGGCGCUUUAGCGUAUAGCGAACCGAAAAUUAUUUUCACUGAAAAAAAGUCUGCUGGAAUGCUAAAAGAAGCCCACAAGGAACUGGAGGCGAAGAAUAACCAAAGGUAUCAAGUGGCGUUUUUUGUUAUUGGGGCUGACGAGAAGAUUGAUGGGGAUGUUGAGCGAAUAGAGGACUUUGCACUGCCUUGCCCAGAAGAAAACAAUUUCCAACUUCACCCCCAGGAUUCGUUCGAUACUGCCAUUUACGUGUUCACCAGCGGCACUACCAGCCUUCCAAAACCGGUGGCUUUGUCCCAUUAUGGAGUUCUUCACGGCUUCAAAUGCCUGGUAGAUGAAAUGGACAACCUGAACCCGGAAGUAAUAACCCAUUUCACAUCUCUCUAUUGGAUCUCAGCGAUUCUCCUCACUGGAGUGACGCUGUCCCAUGGAGGCACCAAAGUGAUCGCUCCUAAAAUACCUGCCCUAAACCUUCUGGAAUAUAUAGAGAAAUACCAGAUCACAUUCGCGUUUAUGCCUAACACCUACACCUACGACAUCACGAAACUCCCAGCAGAAAUAAUCGCCCAACAUGAUACCUCAUCACUUUACUCUAUAGCGGUUGCAGGUUCCCCAAUGGAUGCCUCCCAAUUGAGGAAAAUGAGAGCAACUCUGCCUCAGACUAAAGUAACUAUGAUUUACGGUUCCACAGAAUGUACUGCUAUCUCGGCUUUUGACUUGCAAGACUUCAAGGCGUACGAGGAGAAAAUUCUCUCAUCAGGUAAACUGGUGGCCGACGUUGAAGUCAAGAUUGUUGAUCUCGAAACGCGCUGCUUGUUGCCGGCCAACAAAGUUGGCGAAAUAUUAGUCAGAAGCCCCUACAUGAUGAAAGGCUACUAUGAAAAGUGUAUCGUCAUCCCCAAGUCCCCCUUUGAUGAAAACGGAUUUUUAAAAACAGGCGACUUGGGAUUUUUCGACAGCGACAACUACCUUUUUGUUACGGAUCGCAUCAACGACACCUUUAAAUACAAAACGUAUCAGGUGAGCCCCCUGAGCAUAGAAAGAGUUCUGCUUGAGCAUGCGGCAGUGAAAAACGCAGUUGUCUUCAAUGUGUUCCAUGAACGAGACAGAAACCAUGCAGCAGCGAUUGUAACACUUAAGCCAGGCUUUGAGAGUAGUGCGGAAGAGAUUAAAGCGUUUGCCAACGCCAGGUUGUCCGAAAAGAAUAAAAUUAGGGCCAAAGUUUGGAUACGGGAGCAGAUUCCUUAUGAAACCCAAACAGGAAAAGUGCAAAGGGCUCGUAUAAGGAAGGAGUUUUCCAAAAAAAUGCAGGAAGAGUCUACGCAGAGUUGAAGCUUGGAAAACCUAAUGUUAAUUUGUAGAACAUUAUUACGAGCAUUCAGACAAUAAAUGAAUCUUCCUUGUGUCAA